Drosophila ananassae is the source of this 4310-nucleotide messenger RNA. RefSeq names its product glutamine-dependent NAD(+) synthetase (gene Nadsyn). Gene Ontology annotation, molecular function: glutaminase activity; ATP binding; NAD+ synthase (glutamine-hydrolyzing) activity. Lineage: Eukaryota; Metazoa; Arthropoda; Insecta; Diptera; Drosophilidae. The coding region runs from base 549 to 2906 and encodes 785 amino acids. Gene Ontology annotation, cellular component: cytoplasm. The transcript is spliced from 6 exons. Gene Ontology annotation, biological process: NAD+ biosynthetic process. The record is from RefSeq and is a predicted model, not a curated record.
GCAAAAGCCCCGCCUAUCGAAAGCUAGACGCUUGGCGCGCUGCCAUCACUAGAGGUCACAAUUGGGCAACACUUUUUGUUUACUUUCGCCAAAGUUUAAACUUUUCGGUGAUUUCUGAGCGGUGAAGUGCAUGUACAGCAUCGGCGUGAAUUGUGCUAGGAUCGGGAAAGGAUAUUGGAACUGGCGAGGAGGUGAAGGAGCAGCAAGGAUACAACUACUACUACAACUACUCUUUGGCAACGAAUCCUGAUACUAAGACUAUGUAGUACAGUGGAACAUCUAUCAUCUAACAUCAACGAACAACAACAACACCGAGGUGCCCUUAGACAAUCUCUAUUUCUACAAGAAAAAAAAAAAACCAAAACAAAAACUAAUUAAAUGAAAUUGAUAACUGCCGAUUUUUGAACUGACAAUAAAAAUAAACAACAAAACAAACGCAACAACAAGGAUAACAAAUAAACCAAGGAACCAACUAAAAAAAAAAAAAAAACAGUGAAAUUUAAUUAAAAUAUUUAUAAACCGAAAAAAAAACAUAAAAAAAACUCGAUAUGGGACGCAAAGUUACGGUGGCAGUGUCCACUUUGAACCAAUGGGCCCUGGAUUUUGAGGGCAACAUGGCCAGGAUACUGCAGUCCAUACUGGAGGCCAAGGACAUGGGAGCCAGCUAUAGGACAGGACCUGAACUGGAGGUUUGUGGCUAUAGCUGCGAGGAUCAUUUCCGAGAGCCGGACACUUUUCUGCACUCCUGGGAGGUGCUCCUGGAGGUCAUGAUGUCUCCCAUUUGUGAGAACAUGCUGGUGGACGUGGGAAUGCCUGUGAUGCAUCGCAAUGUGGCCUACAACUGCCGGGUGGCGUUCUUCAAUCGCCAACUGCUCCUCAUCCGGCCGAAGAUGGCCAUGUGCGAUGAUGGCAACUAUCGGGAGUCCCGCUGGUUCACCGCCUGGACGAAGGCAUUGCAAACGGAGGAGUUCGUCCUGCCGCGAAUGAUUGCCCAGCACACGGGACAGCAGACAGUGCCGUUCGGAGAUGCGGUGAUCGCCACCAGGGACACGUGCCUGGGCUACGAGAUCUGCGAGGAGCUGUGGAAUGUGCGGAGCAAGCACAUCGAGAUGUCGCUGGCUGGCGUGGAGCUGAUCGUGAACAGCUCGGGCAGCUACAUGGAGCUGAGGAAGGCGCACAUCACCACCGAUCUCAUCCGGAACGCCAGCUUCAAGGCGGGCGGGGCCUACCUCUUCAGCAAUCUGCGCGGAUGCGACGGCCAGAGGGUCUACUUCCACGGCUGUUCGGCCAUCGCCCUCAACGGGGAGCUCCUGGCGCGGGGCCAGCAGUUUGCGCUGCAAGAUGUGGAGGUCACUCUGGCCACCAUUGACCUGGAAGAGAUCAGGGCCUACAGGGUCAGUCUGCGAUCGAGGUGCUCGGCCGCCGCCGGGGCAGCCAACUAUCCGAGGGUUCAUUGCGACUUCGAGAUGUCCAGCCACAGUGAUAUAUUCAAGACCUCGACUCCGCCCCUCAACUGGCCCAACCACACGCCCGAGGAGGAGAUAGCUCUGGGCCCCGCCUGCUGGCUGUGGGAUUACCUUCGGCGGUCCGGACAGGGUGGCUUCUUCUUGCCUCUGAGUGGCGGCGUCGACUCCAGCAGCUCCGCCACCAUAGUCCACUCCAUGUGCCGGCUGAUCGUCCAGGCUGUCCAGCUGGGCGACGCCCAGGUGCUGCACGACAUCCGUAAGAUCCUGGCGGACACGGACUACACGCCGGACAACGCCGCCGGACUGUGCAACCGAUUGCUCGUCACCUGCUUCAUGGGAAGCGUUAACAGCAGCAAGGAGACUCGGCGACGUGCCGCCCAACUGGCCAACCAACUGGGCAGCUACCACAUCGAGAUCAGCAUCGACCUGGCCGUGAAUGCCUUGCUGGGGAUCUUCAAUGCCGUCACUGGCCUGACACCGCGUUUCCGCACCCAAGGUGGCUGCGCCCGCCAGAAUCUGGCUCUGCAGAACAUCCAAUCUCGCAUCCGCAUGGUCCUGGCCUACAUCUUUGCCCAGCUUAUGCUCUGGGUGAGGAAUAGACCCGGUGGACUCCUCGUCCUGGGCUCCGCUAACGUGGAUGAGUCCCUAAGGGGAUACCUUACCAAGUACGACUGCUCCUCGGCGGACAUCAAUCCCAUUGGCGGCAUCUCCAAGACGGACCUACGAAGAUUUCUGGCCUACGCCAAAGAAAAGUUCAACCUACCCGUUCUGGAACAGAUCAUCGAGGCCCCGCCCACCGCGGAGCUGGAGCCGCUCCAGGAGAACGGCGAACUGCAGCAAACGGAUGAACAGGACAUGGGAAUGACGUAUGCGGAGCUCUCAGAGUACGGAAGAUUGAGGAAGCAGUCCUUCUGCGGGCCGUACAGUAUGUUCUGCCGGCUGGUGGCCACCUGGAAGGGCGACCUGAGUCCCAAGGAGGUGGCCGACAAGGUGAAGCACUUCUUUAGGUGCUACGCCAUCAACCGGCACAAGAUGACCGUGCUGACGCCGUCGGUGCAUAUGGAGGGCUAUAGUCCGGACGACAACCGGUUCGACCACCGGCCCUUCCUCUACAGACCCAACUGGAGCUGGCAGUUCAAGGCCAUCGACGACGAGGUGGAGAAACUGCAGCCGAUCUAUACACCAUCCUCGGCACAGAUGCGUCCCAGCAGCGAGGAUCUUCUCAUCUCCACCCAGAGGUCAUCCCACCUGGACGACUCGAAACACUCGUCGCCACUCUCCUCGGCAUCCGCCUCCAUAGACGUGGGCAUCUCAACGGCGGCGGUUCCUCUGCCGGGUGCCGCUGCUCCCGGAGGACUGUCCAAGAAACCAAGUGGAUACUCGAAGGUGCAUGUGAAUGUCCUUGGAAAAAUCAAGGAUCGUACGGGAAUUCCCGUCUAGGAACAAUAUAUACUCGCAAAAGUUUAUACAAACGCGCACUGUUGGAAUUAUACAAGACACAUAUAUCAUUAUUAACAAUUUUUUUUAGAUCUGCAGUUCAAUGCCUUUUGCUGCAAUGCUGGAACACACAAUUUAUUGUAGUUUUUAGGAUAUAUCUUAAAUGUAACACUUCUGCUAUCCACUUUUAUGUACUAUGUGCCUUCGACUGCUCGCGAUUUCGUAAUUUAUUUGUAAUGUUUUGUGGCCAUUUUAAAAUGUCAAAUCCAAAGAAAUUGUUUAGUUUAUAGUACGUCCUAGUAUUUGUAUUUGUUCCUUAAUCAACAAGUUUAUGAAACCUAAACGGAAUUGAAAAUUAGCUUUGACUUAAAACUCUUUUUAAAAUGUACUUUUUUAAUGUUAGCCUAUGCCAAUCACUAAUAUGUAGCUUUAAACAAUUAAGCACGACAGCAAAAGGCAUUAUCCUGUAUAUAUAUAUAUAUAAAUUAAAAGGAAGUGUAGGCCUAGAUGUAGAUCCUUCUCAAAAUCUAGAUCCAUUUCAAUAUGUACUUAUUCAGCUCCAUUUGAAUGCAGUCACAGCCUUCUUAGUCCUUUCCAUUUGGCCUUAUCUAAAAGUCUAUUAUCUUGUCUAAAGCUCAAGCUUUCCGUAAUUUUAGUAAUAUAAGUCACAAAACUUUUCUGGCUUAAUGUGGCCUAUUUUUUUUUUACUUAAAAAACAUACGAUUGUUGGUUGUAAAUAUUUAAUUUUGCCGGUUGUGUACAGUGUGUUGUCAAAUCUAUGAAAAACUACAACAAAACUAUUGUUAUCCUAUUUAAAUUUGUUUUCUAAUUCUUAAAAAACAUUUUUUUUAGAUCUUAAUUUAUAUGCAAUCGUUCUAGAUGUUUGGUUUAAACUAUCAACUAUCUAAAUAGUAUGUUUAACAAACUUAAAACUCGGAAACACCAUUUUUUUAAUAGAAACAUAUAUAUAUAUAUAUGCUUAUGAUAGAAUUUCUAUAUUCAGGAUGCAUUCGAUAAGUCAAUUAGCAUUGGAAACUAACAUUUUGAAUAAUAUAUUUUCUAGCAAAAAUUUCGAAAAAAGCCAAUCAGCUAACAAAUUAAACAAAAAAUUAUACAAAUUGUAAUAUCCUGUAGCUGUCAUGUAUCUUAACUACCAAAAUUGGCAUGAGUUUAGUUUUGAACUUAUAAACUAAGAUCAGUCGAUUCUAUCAUAAAGCUACUAUUAUAGAUAAAGAUUUUAUUAAAAAUUAUUGCUUUGGAAAAUUCCAAAGCUAGCUAUAUUUUUUUUUUCUAUAAUAUUGUAUGUAGACUUAAAGCACUCUGUGAAUUUGAUCACUUACAUUGCAUCGAUUUAUUGAAACACUGAUUGUACACCACUGUAGUCCUGAAAAAAUAUAUACACCCGAA